Messenger RNA from Prunus armeniaca (apricot), 870 nucleotides. Lineage: Eukaryota; Viridiplantae; Streptophyta; Magnoliopsida; Rosales; Rosaceae. The record is from the annotation of a GenBank genome assembly.
AUGCCAGAUCUGGACACUUCUGAACCGGAAGAGAUUGCGCAGGAUGAGUGUCUGGGUAACAAAGCCGAGAAGGGUGUAGUCAAGGGGAUAACUCCCGAGGAGAGUGAUUUGGCCCAUAGAAGCGAGGAUCUGGAAGAGAGGGUUGAUACCGGGUCAACUAUGACAGUGACUGAGGGGGACUUGUUCUGUGAUAAACAAAUGACUCCAAACAAGAACCCCAGGGCAGCCAAUCGUAAGAAAAGAGGUGAACCUGAGAAGAGCAGUAAGAGUAAGCGUUCAGGUGCUGGUGCUAUGACCUUAAAGGCGGAAGAUCCUCCCCUGUCAAGGCCAAAGAACAAAAGACAAAUAAGGGCUACACAAGACGAAAAACCAGAGGCAGCGCUAAGGCGCGAGGGGGAUGUGAAAACAACAACAGUUCCACAUGAAGGUCCUUGGAAUGGAAGAAGGAUCGGUAAAGUCGAGAAGCAGAGAGAGGCCAAAGAUUAUAUAAGAGCGCAAGAGGAAGAUUUGAUUGGCUUGGUGGAAACCAAAGUGAGGAGUGGAAAGGCGGCCAGAAUUACCAGAUGCUUAGGAAAGGAUUGUAGUAAAGCCAUUACUGUGGAGAAUGAAGCCGGUAACGGCAGAAUUUGGCUGAUCUGGAAUAUGUACAAACAUCUUAUCAGGGAAUGCGCAUUGACUCAUUCUAUCUUGAUAAAGAGAUUUCGAAUUCGACGAAAUGAAGUACGGAGUGCCCGCUACUCGUUCAUCAUUCAGACAGAUGCGCCUCUCUCCCAGUCGUCCGGGCUCAUCGUUCAAUCAAUCAUUCGUACGGGGAAUAGAAAGUGGCCGGAGUGGCUUUUAUGGGUAGAAUGCUCCUCCCGAUUCUCCUGA